AAAAUAAGAAGAUCUGAAUUUAGCAAUUGUACCCUCUUUUUCUGUAAUUCAAUUUUCAUCAUCAUCAUUUGCAAAAACCCUUUCCCCUAAGUCUUCUUCCAUUUCUCCUCUUUCCCCAAAUACAAAAUCACACACACAGUCUCUCUCUCUCUCUCUCUCUCUCUCCCUCCCCCCCCUGUUCUCUCUCUCGACACAGACACAGAUUCUUCUAUUUACUACUCCUAUUUGCAUUAUCAAUUGAUAAAUAUUCCUGUUUAUCGACGCAGAUUACUAUAUACAUACGCUAUAUAUUUCUUGUUAUAAUAUAUAAUAUAUAAUAUAGAUAUACGUGGAGGUGUUGGGGAUUUGCAGAAUAAGAAGAUGAGCAGUGGGGUUAAGGGAGGUGCAAGUAGGGUUUCGAUUCCCAGUGGCGUUAAGAAGACGAUCGAGGAUAUAAAGGAGAUUACUGGGCAGAAUCACAGUGAAGAUGAGAUUUAUGCAAUGCUUAAGGAAUGUUCCAUGGAUCCCAACGAAACUACUCAGAAGCUUCUACUUCUCGAUACAUUCCAUGAAGUAAAAAGAAAGCGUGAUAGGAGAAAAGAGAAUCUGAAUAAGGAGCCUGCAGAGUUGAAGUGGAAGCCAGGUACCCAGGCACGGGCAAAUAGAGUGGGUCGAGGGAAUUAUUCAUCACGAUACAUAUCUCAUGAUGCUGGUGGUGGAAGAAGUUUGGCUGCUGUAAAGGAGAAUGCCAGCAGUCACGUUACAGAGAAAGGUACUAGCAAGGCUUCCUCUGCUACUUCACAAGAUAUGAGAAAGAAUGAAACUUCUUCUGUUACAAGCGCAACUACUGCUGUGUCUAAUGGUGCUUCUGGUAUUUCUUCCCAGAAUACCAAUGUUAUACAUGACAAUCAUACAUCUGCAGGUGGAGGUGUUAAUCAAUUCAAUACAACUACCAUCAUGAGCAAGUCGGAGGAACCACUCCCACCUUCAUCCUCUAUUGAUUUAAUCAAAAACCCCAAUGCUCCGGGAACCAAGGAUAUACAGCAGCAGAAGAUGCUGGAGAUGAGCAACAGUGCAUCAUCUCUUCCUUCGUCAGCUGCUUCAGGACCUUAUUUCUCUUCUUCAGAUCCUGGACUGUUGCCAUCUCAAGAUUCACCAGUCCAUGGACCUGUGGGCACUCUUCAGUGUGCUACCGCUCAGCUGGUUGAUGAUAAUCCUACUGAGAAAAAAUCAGCUUCUGCCAAAAUCUCUAUUUCUGAGGCUGGUAUUCCCAAUUUGCAACAAAAGAUGCCAAACGAUUUCCAGGGAGUUGGAAAGAAUCCACAUUUAGAGUCUGCUCAGAUUGCAUCUUCCACUGUUGGUGUUCCCACUGUUAGUAGGCCUUCAUCUAAUUACAACAAUCGGUCUCAAGUGAUUGGCCCGCAAAAAGGUGUGUCUCUUGAUGAGAUGAUAUCAAAAUUCAGUAUGUUGGGUGCUGCUGCAGCUGCUUCAUCAGAGGUUUCUACAGUAUCUGUUGGAAGUCAUCCUGAAUCACAUACGACUCCUGUUGCCCCCAGUGCGAAAGAAGCUACUCUGGAGCUGCAAAGGAAGUUAGAGGAGUCACACAUUUCAGACAGACAACAUGUGAUUAUUCCUGAUCACCUACAUGUCCCUGAAGUUGAAAAACUUGGAUUUUGUUUUGGAAGCUUUGAUGCUAGCUUUGGACUGGAUUUGAACCAAAAUGGUGUUCGAGUGAGUGAAAAGAGUCCACCACUGUCUGAAUCGUCUGAGGCUAUAGAUGAACCUGUGAAGGAGAUACAGUUGAGCAAUCAAAAUGCGUUUGUAGCUACAGAGGAUACAGAAACAAAAUAUCCUGACCACCCUCAAUCGCCUUCACAAGGACCAGAAAAUUUCCCAUCUAGUGAGGGUGAAGUCUCAUCCUCUAUUACCCCAGAAUACAGUGAGUCCAAGCCGGAGGAUGCUAGCCAUCAGAAUCCUGUGGUCCAUACUUCUUCAAACUACAAUUUUGGCUUCAUGCCACCAAUAUUGAGUGGCCCAGUUACACCGUUGGAAAGUUCUGAAUCUCAAGCUCGUGAUGCUCCUCGACUUCCAGGCUUUGUUGUACCACAAUCUUUUGAUCCAGCAACAUAUUAUGCACAAUUUUAUCGUUCUGGCCUGGAUGGUGAUGGCCGCAUUUCCCCUUUCCACGCUGCUGGAGCUGCCAACAAGUAUAAUGGAAAUACUGCAAUGGUCUCGGCACAGACUUCUCAGACACCUCAAGAGGGUGGUGUCCCUCUGGUUUUGUCCUCAGCUUCUCCAUCACCACUUGUGACCCAGGCUGCUGGUGUGAUGCAGAGCUCAAUAACUGCGACCCAGCAACCUCUUCCUGUCUUCCGGCAACCAACUGGGGUUCAUCUACCCCAUUAUCCUCCAAACUACAUGCCAUAUGGUCCUUAUUUCUCCCCAUUUUAUGUCCCACCACCUGCAAUUCAUCAGUUCUUAAGCAAUGGCGCAUUUCCUCAGCAACCUCAGGCUGGCAGUUUGUAUCCAACCGCACCUGGGACAACUGCCAAAUAUUCCGUUUCUCAGUAUAAGCAGGGCACAAAUACAGGAAGCUCAACUCUUGGAGUGCCUGGCAACUAUGGGCCAUAUGGUCUUUCCAUGGCCAACUACACUUCCAGUUCAGCCACAGCAGCUGUGUCUUCAACAUCUAAUGAGGAUGUUUCUGCCUCUCAAGUCAAGGAAAAUAAUGUCUACGUCAGUGGCCAACAGAACGAAGGUUCGGGCGUUUGGUUUACUACCCAUAGUCGGGACAUUCCUACCUUGCAGGCAAGUUCGUUCUACAAUCUUCCUCAGGGUCAACUGGCUUUCACCCCUACACAGCCUGGCCAUGGAACCUUCACAGGGAUUUUCCACCCUGCACAGGCCGUUACAGCAGCAAAUGUUCAUCCACUUUUGCAGCAAUCUCAAGCCAUUACCAACCCUGUUGAUAUGGUGGGACCAACAGCCAGUGUUUACCAGCAGCCUCAGCAUGCACAACUUAAUUGGCCGAGUAACUACUAAGAAAGAUGAUGUUUCCUUCUUAUGGCAGUGACAAAAUUCAAAUCCCGAGGCUUACUUCUCAAUGGGAUUUUGCAACAAGUUCUGAUUUAAUGGAAAAGAUCAGAAGACACAGAUGCCUUAACUGAGUGUAAAUUAAUGGAAAGGGCCAAUAACAUUGGCUGAUAUCCUUUGUGGUCUUCUUGUGACUCAUAACAACCUUUUAAGUUAAAUUGAGGCCAGAAUGUGCAAACCAAUCUCUUUCUUGCUUCUCAUAGAAAGUUUUUGUAAUUCCCUCAAUAUAAUUGGGGAGCCCUCCUUUCUAUAGGUUUUAGCUUCAUUAUUAGUGUAGUGGAGAGUUUGAUUCAUUUUGUUUGGCAUAAUUUUCAAUAGCUUGAAACUUUAGAGGUAUUAUAGGCAGAUUCUGAUGUGAGGUUCUUAGGUGUUACUCUUGAAAUUGUUUCUGCCAUCGUUCUCUUGUCAUGUUUCUACUUUGCGCUGUCUUACCUGUAAAGUGAGAAUUUUUCAGAUAGCAAGGAAGUUGUACUUUGGAACUGUUGUAACUGGCCUUUGGUAUUAUUCAUGUGGGAAAUUCUAUUGCUGUGAUGGACUUAAUAAGA
Sesamum indicum (sesame) is the source of this 3617-nucleotide messenger RNA. NCBI's taxonomy places the organism in Eukaryota, Viridiplantae, Streptophyta, Magnoliopsida, Lamiales, Pedaliaceae. The record is from RefSeq and is a predicted model, not a curated record.